Messenger RNA from Oenanthe melanoleuca, 1472 nucleotides. RefSeq names its product chromosome 4 C4orf46 homolog (gene C4H4orf46). Lineage: Eukaryota; Metazoa; Chordata; Aves; Passeriformes; Muscicapidae. The transcript has 2 exons. The record is from RefSeq and is a predicted model, not a curated record. The coding region runs from base 99 to 404 and encodes 101 amino acids.
GCAGCCGUCAACCCAUCCACGGCCCGGGCGGCGCUCGGCGGGAGCGGGGUUGGGCGUGCUGUGGGCGGCGCUCCCGGCGCGGGAGAGCCGAGCGGGACAUGGCCGAGGCGGAGCCGCUGCCGCCCGAGGGACCACCCGGCUUCCAGCCCCGCAGGGUCUGCGGCGGGAGCGACGGGUCGGGGCCGCCGGAGCUGCCCGGCGGCGACAGGCGGGAGCUGCUGCAGGAGGUGGAGAUGCAAAUCGGCGACGCCGCCUUCUCCCUGGCGAAGAUCCUGGAGGCGACGUCGGCCGUGUCGGCCCAGGUGGAGGAGCUGGCCACCAAGUGCUCGGAGAACGCGCGGUUCCUCAGGACGUGGCGGGACCUGCUGAGGGAGGGCUACGAGUCCCUGAAGCCCAGCGGCUGACGCUGGCCCUGCCCCCGAGCCGCGCUCGGCCCGGGCUGCGGCGGGGCUCUCUUCCACCGCCUCCUUCACCGAGCUCACGUGGAGCUCUGUUUUCCCACAGAGCUCUUUCACAAAUACUUGAGGGCUCUCAUAUGGAUUUUUAUGUUAGUCUGCCGAACAGAAAAGCUUUGUUUAGGGAAUCAGUUUUGACUUUUAGGUUCUUCGUAGACGCUCAAGCGAUCUCAGUACUCUCUUUUUUGUUUUCUCUCUUUCGUGCUAACGAGGUAUAUUCAAAGUUAGUAUGUGUGCUACAUUCAGAACUCAUUACUGGUAGGGAAGUGGUGUCCUACAAGGAGGAAUUGUCAGCCCUCCUUUUUAAGAGCUGUCAACAGCAGAAACGCUGCCAAAACCAGAGAAACUUGAAAUAACUUCAGUUUUUUGUUACGUACACUUUUGCUUCACGUUGAGUAUGGGAUAAUGUGGCAAGCUGUGGCUUAUUUAUGAGUUGUAGAAAAAUCCUAUAUCCCAAACCUUACUAUUUUUAGCAAUUUUUAGUCUUCUGCAAAGCUGCAGAUUAUUUUUUGCAAGAUGUUUUAUUGCUGCAAACAAUUUUACCCUACCUUUUGUUGUAAUAAAGUGCCUUAUGAGGGACCAUAUAUUUCUGCAGGGUAGAAGUUUACCAGCAUUGUUUACUGACAGGAUGGAUUAUUUUCAAUUGUAAGUAAAAGCUUCCAUUAGUUAGAAAGAAUCUGUGACAUAUUCUCCCAUGGCUGGGGAAGCACUUCAGAGCUUUUUCAGUAUUUGUUUCUAUUUUUUAUUUUUGCCUUAAGCAGUGAUUAGUUUGAUAGUCUAGAGCUUACAGUUAAUAGAACCUUUUGGUCUGAAAGAUGGCUAGUCUGCAGUAAAUAGCUGUCCUGACACUCCUGUACCUUUACCAGGCACUGUUAUGCUGAGAUUUAAUGGCAGACUGCUGGAGACCAUGACUCUGCCAAGACUUCUUAGCAGGCCUUAUUUUUACUUACAGGAGUUUGAGAAAGACCCACUGUAGUUUGCUUAUCAAAUCAAUAAAGAUGUUGCAAACAUUCUGAA